GUCGCCGUUUUUAACUAAGAAAAAUGAGACAGCCGGGUCGUUUCUGGCCAAAAAAUGGAGUGCUCUAUCCAAACUCCUUGCUUCCUUUUGUUGUGGAACUUUGCAUGGCCGUGCUGCAUGCAUCAGAAAGAGCAAUCAGACGAAGUUUUCAUCCAAGCGAUCCAGCUUCUACAGAACUGUCAUCCCUCCAGUGUUUUCACAUGGUGAUGUGACAAUGCGGAUACCAAGGGUUGUGCUGUUCCUGCUAAUCUUUGUUCUUGGGGCGUGCAGUGGAUUGGGUGCGACGCGGCGGCGUGGCAGCAACAUUUUCAAUGGACGGACGCAUCAUCGAUCAGGAGGCAAGGGGAAUGGGGGCAAGGGGCACUAUACCGACACGGCUGCCGAAGGUGACGAAGAGCUUCCAAUGCUGAUUCUGGCAUCCAGUACUAGUAGUAGGCGAAGUAAGGGAAAGGGGUACACCAGUGCGAACGUGGCUCUAGUUGAGGAAGAAGACGAAGACCUACCAAUGUUGUAUCUGGCAGGUAGCAGCAGCCGAAGCAAGGGAAAGGGUGGCAAAGGCAAGGGGAGUUACUAUUCCAUGUACUCCUACCGGCAUUCCAAGAGCCGCAAAAGUAGCAGGAGUUACGUCGUGGAGGAGGAGGAAGUACCACCGGACGAAGUACCGAUAGUAGUAGCCACCGACGAACCAACCAUCAUACCCGCCAAUACCAUCCUUCCAACCCUUGCCCCUACAGUUUUGGUCGACCUGGACGCUGAUAUUCCUGCCAGAAACGGCAAGCGAUGCACAGUUGAUACAACCCAAGGAACGUUUGGGUCCUUGCGAGGAGAUCCAACUGUGGCAACUUAUAUCUACCAAGUUGAGACACAACCAGAAAUAACACGACAACAAUUUCAAACUGAAAUCAUCCCUCAAAUCGAGCUAGCCACGGCCGAUGGAAUGGUUCCGUACAUCUUUGGGCAACUUUGCAACUUGUUUCGGCGGGAGCUCCAACAAGCCAAUUCCAUGUACCUGGGAAUCAAUAUCAGGCCCUCGGAUGAGGUUCUUGACGACACUGACUGCAGCGGUGCGUUCUUUCAGCGUCCAUGUUAUGUCGUCAAUGGACUCAUGACACUCUACACUGUGGGUAAAACGUCAGAGAAAGUCCAGGCAGAAACAAUCUGGAUAAUCAAGAAUCUAGACGAGAAAUCUAUUGCCAGCACAGUUCCAGGAGUCAACAAGAUUGUAAUACGGGGAUCGCCAGCUGUCAUUGCACCCGAAACUGCAAGCCCAACAAUGCCCAUGGUAGCCCCUGAUUUGACACCCAUGCCACCACCCAGCCCAGCAACGCCCAUGGUAGUCCCCGAUUUGACACCCAUACCAACCGUUACCGUGACAGCACCUCCCACGCCAGCAAUGACAACCACGAUGGAACCAACAGUUGCAUCCACGACAAUUGCUCCCAGUCAAAAUGCUCAACCACUGGUCCAAGAACCCAAAUCACCCGAAGAAGGAGAAGACGAAAGUGGUUUGGCAUGGUGGAGAUGGUUUUUGUUUGCAAUCAUUCUUGUCCUUACAAUCGUGGCAAUUGUCGUUGUUUACAAGAAAUGCGACAACAAAGAAGUGCAGAAUGGGCAUUCGACAUUUGAUCAUGAAGAGGAAGAAAUAAUGUAGUCUCGAUUCUGAACCGAUUGAGUCAUUCCAAUAGUCAGAGUCCGUCCUUGCUUUUGAAGCAGUCUGCAUUUGAGGGUACCAGUAUCUUGCAUCAUCAACAAGUGAAACAACGCUCAACUACACGAGAUUGCUGGAAGAAUCGAAUCGUCUUUUUUGCGACGAUGCAAGAAUAACUGUACAUGUAUAACUAUUGUAACAACACAGAAAGAAAACUCGUUUAA
Seminavis robusta is the source of this 1872-nucleotide messenger RNA. NCBI's taxonomy places the organism in Eukaryota, Bacillariophyta, Bacillariophyceae, Naviculales, Naviculaceae. The record is from the annotation of a GenBank genome assembly.